Messenger RNA from Didymodactylos carnosus, 3123 nucleotides. NCBI's taxonomy places the organism in Eukaryota, Metazoa, Rotifera, Eurotatoria, Philodinida, Philodinidae. The record is from the annotation of a GenBank genome assembly.
AUGGUCGUAACAUCUUCUCAAUCACCAUCAAAAGUAUCAUCUGUCGAAAGUCCAAGAAAAACGAGUCGAUGUCCACAUGUAGCCACAAUAGGAUUCAUUUCAAGUAGUGAUUUUUAUCACAUAAUACAAAGUAAUUCUUGUAAUACAUGUGGACGAAAUGGUCCUCAUCUAUGGUUUUGUCUUCGUGAAGCAUGUCUCUAUGUUGGAUGUGGAUCAGGAAAAGAUGAUCAUAGUGGAGAUCAUGAAAAAGAAAAAGCUCAUCCAUUACAAAUGAACAUAACAACUCGACGAAUUUGGUGUUAUUCAUGUAAUGAAGAAGUAUUAAUUCAAGGAAAUGAUCCACCAUUUGAUUUACCAUUUUUAACUGAACAUUUACUCUCAUCAUCACAUCAAGUAACAGAAUCUCAACAAUCCCCUCAUCCGUCUGACAACAAUGUAAAUAUUCAAUCAUCCGUCUACAAUGUCAUUAAUAUCGUCCAACCAUCACCAUUAAAUCAACAAUCAUUCUAUUCAACAUCAAAAUCUUCUUCAUAUUUAAAUGAAACAGAUGAAACAUUUUAUCGUUUUGAGCCAACAUUGUUUAUAGCUGAAGCAUUAGAAUCAAAUAAACCGCAAUUACAAGCAAGAGGUCUGUUAGGAUUAUAUAAUCUUGGCAAUACAUGUUAUAUGAACGCGGCAUUACAAGCAUUAUCAAAUUGUAUUCCAUUGACAAGUUAUUUUCUUGACUGUUCAAAUUUUAUUCAAUAUCAACAAUCAAAACCGACAUCAACAAAAUUAACAAAAUGUUAUUUAAAAUUUUGUCGAGAAAUGUGGUCAAGAAGAUCUAUCAAAGACGGUUAUUCAUCUAUGAAUCUCGCAUCGAUUGCAGCCGAAAUUCGCUAUAUAAAUCCAUCAUUUCGAUCUUAUACACAACAAGAUGCUCAAGAAUUUUUACGUUGUUUUAUGGAUCAAUUACAUGAAGAAAUGCGUCAAGAUAUUUCAAAUAUUGAUAAAGACAAUUUACAGCAACAAUAUCAAAUCAAUAGCAAUGAAAGUAGUUGUGAUACAAGUAGUAGUUGUGCAACAGAUAGUCAAAAUGAACAAAUACAGAAAAAAUUAUAUACACAUUUAGUCAGUUCGCCAUCUAAAGAUGAUAGUACAACUGAAUAUGAAACAUGUGAUUCUUUACCAUCGUCCUGUAACGAUAGUCUCGAUGAAUUAUCACCAAUUCAAUCACCAUCAUCGUGUUCAUUAAAUGAAUUCAUAAAAAAGUCGACUAAUUCUUCAUCUCCAUAUUCUAAGUUUACCUGUCGUCGAUCUUCUCGUCAUACUAUUCAAACUAAUUUAUCAGUUAGUCGAACAGAUUCGGGUGUAUCAUUAAAUACCAAUGGUCCUAAUCAACAAAAUAAUAAUAGUAGUUCUAGUAUGACGACACUUACUCCUCAAACUCAAAAUAAUUUAUCUCCAUCCUUAUCUGCGACACCACCAUUAAUUCAUAAUGUUUACAGUACUAAAACUCCUUCGACAACAGUUCAACAAGAUGAAAAUAUCGAUGAUAAUUUACCACGUUAUAUCAAAUAUGAAGCAAAACAGCCAUCAAAAUGUGUUAAACCUCGUUUUCAAAGUAUAAUCUCAUCAAUAUUUGAUGGUCGUAUAUUAUCUCAAAUCGAAUGUUUGACAUGUUAUCGUCGUUCAUCAACUAUUGAAACAUUUCAAGAUUUAUCCUUACCUAUACCCAGUAAAGAACAGUUAGAAAAUUUUCGUUUACAAUCGGCAAUUUCUUCAUCUAAUAUUCAACAAUCAUCAAGUUUAACAUCGUUAUCAUCAAUUCAAAUUGAAAAUAAUAAUUCAAACUCAUCAGAUUUGGUAAAAAAUCAACAACAAUCAACAUGGUUUAAUUGGUUCUAUUCAAUAGUAAAAAAUCUAUGGUCGUAUAAUAUUUGGGGUCCCACAUUGACAUUACAGGAUUGUUUAUCAGCAUUUUUUUCAGCCGAUGAACUUACCGGUGAUAAUAUGUAUAGUUGUGAAAAAUGUGGAAAACUCCGAAAUGGAAUGAAAUAUUGUAAAAUUCUGGAAUUACCAGAAAUAUUAUGUAUUCAUUUAAAACGUUUUCGUCAUGAUUCAUUGGUUUACACAAAAAUUAGUACCUAUGUUACAUUUCCGCUAUUCGAUUUAGAUAUGAAACAAUUUUUACAUAAAGAUUGUAAAAAUGAUGUGUAUAUGUAUAAUUUAUUGUCAUGUAUUGUUCAUUAUGGACGAGCUGGAGGUGGUCAUUAUACUACGUAUAGUUUAAAUUCAAUUAAUAAUGAAUGGUAUGAAUUUGAUGAUAAUGAAGUGAGAAAAGUAGAUGCAGCACAAGUACAAAAUGCCGAUGCCUAUAUACUAUUCUACAGAAAAAAAGAGUCAAAUAUAACAGAUACAUACGAUAAUAUUCGACAUUUAUUGGAUAACGAUCAAAAUCGUCUAUUACCAUUUUAUAUCUCAAAAAGUUGGAUUAAUCGUUUAUUUUAUUUUGCUGAACCGGGUCCAAUAACAAAUAAUGAUUUUCUAUGUAAACAUGGUGGUGUAUUACCAAAUUAUUGGAGUGUCAUUAAAAAUUUAGUUUAUCCAGCACCAGAAACAGUAUGGGAAUAUUUGUAUCGAAAAUUUGGUGGAGGACCUGUAUGCAAUAUUUUAUAUCCAUGUCGAAAAUGUCAAUUAGAUGAAGAAAAUUUAAAACGACGACAACGAUAUGAAAAAGCAACUUUUUUAGAGUUAAAACGUAACGAAUCAGAUUCACAUGCUGUCUACGCACUUAGUCCAACAUGGUUUCGUGAUUGGGAAAAUUUUGUUUGUGAAAAAUCUUCAAAUCCGCCUGGUCCAAUAUCAAAUCAAGGAAUAUCUGUAACGAAAAAUGGUAUAAGCAAACCAUCAAAAACUGCAAAUUGUCGUCAAUUAAGUGAAAAAAUAUGGAAUUUUCUCUAUGAGACGUAUGGUGGUGGACCCGUUUUACUUAUUCGAAGUAAUUCAUCUUAUUCGAUGAUUAAUAAUGCUCUUACAACAACGGAGAGUAAUAAUAAUAAUAAUAAUAAUAAUAAUAAUAUUGAUGAUAUUUCAUCACAAGAGACAACAGCAACCACUAAACCACCGGUAACAUUUGUGUAG